Scedosporium apiospermum is the source of this 1023-nucleotide messenger RNA. RefSeq lists its product as uncharacterized. Gene Ontology annotation, molecular function: hydrolase activity. The transcript has 5 exons. Lineage: Eukaryota; Fungi; Ascomycota; Sordariomycetes; Microascales; Microascaceae. Bases 1 to 1023 code for a protein of 340 amino acids. The record is from RefSeq and is a predicted model, not a curated record.
AUGUCUACCGAGUCAGACAUCGUCUACAACCUGUCUGCCUUUGAGGAGAAGAACAUUGAUCCUGUUGUCGUGAGCUUGAACAAGAAAUUAAUCGAGCUAGGACUGAAGGAUCAAAAAUGGUGGGAUAUCGGCGCCCAAAGAUAUAGGGAGCGGCGUGCGAAGGGCGAAACACCUUUCCCCCCGGCGCCUGUCCACCCAUCUGGCACGAAUGGCGUAGCGAUCUGCGCUUCGACUCGUGGGGAUGGUGCUACUAGCGUUCUUCGCUAUCGCGUAUUCCGCCCCAAGGAGGGUGAGCCGGCCGGCCUAUUUUAUCAUAUCCAUGGCGGCGGUUUUGUUCUUGGGUCAUCUGCUGGGCAAGACUUGCUUCUUGAACAUAUCUCGGCAAAAGCGAAUCUCGCUGUGGUGUCUGUUGAGUAUCGCCUUUCCCCCGAGCACCCUUACCCAGCUGCAUACCACGAUGUGGUGGACUUCGCAGGCUGGCUCGUGGAGAACGGCAAAAAGGAGUUUGGAGCCGAUCUCGCAUUUGUUGGUGGCGAAUCCGCUGGAGGAACUUUGUCUGCUGUGGUCCUCUUUUAUCUCCGUUCGAUCGGCUACAUUUCCCAUCUGAAGGGCGCAAUUCUGAACUACGGCUGCUUCGACCUGACGUACCUCCCGAGCGCACGGCUCGCUCGGCCAGAAGCGACUGCCAUCCUCGCCACGGACUCGAUGUACAACUUCUUAAAUGCUUUUAUGCCCAGCACCCCUUGUGAAGAUCGCAAAGCACCAGAAAUAUCACCAGCAUAUAACGACCUGCGGGGGCUGUGCCAUGCGCUCUUCCUCGUCGGUACGGAGGAUUCGCUCAUCGACGAUUCGGUAUUGAUGCAUUUCCGAUGGUUGACGGCUGGUAACGAAGCUCUGUUUAAGCUUGUGCCGGGUGCGCCUCAUGCCUUUAUGACGUUUGAUGGGAACAAUCCUGGGAUGCCUGCGGUGCAAGCCGGAUGGAGGAUCAUGGUUGAAUACAUCCUGGAGCGCUUAAAGGCGUAG